AUGGCAAGGCUUGCUAAAGGAAAGAAAGUCGUGACUAAGCCUCCUCAGAAGGAUGCGGGAUUGGAUUUGGCAUCGGUAAAGGAAGCGGAAAGUUGUUCGCAAUCGAAUGGAAAGGAAGUGGAUCUAGGGCAUCAUACUCUGGAAAGUUCAGCAAGUCUGGAAGCCAAAACAGCCUUGGAAACAGUAAAGUAUACUAAGCCAAACAGUAUGCAGAGUAAGGAUAAAGGCCAAGAUACUGGAAUGUUAAUGAAGAUUGGGCAAUCUAAUGCUGGUUUCCCGAAAGCUGGUGAGUAUAACGGCAAUCCAGUAGAAGAUUACAGCAAGAAUGGGGGACGUUUGUUGAUGUGGAGGAAGGGUGAGAUUGAUGUUGAUAUAUUAGAAAAUGAUGAACAAUAUAUUCAUUGUAUGGUUAAGGAUCAAGUAUACAAGAGGAGGUUCAAGAUGACUUUGGUGUAUGGUGCAAAUGGGAAAAACGAAAGAUGGAAUGCCCUGAUACGGAUUGUGAAAUCAAUAAUGUGUCAAGAAGAAAAAAUAGGUGGUCUGCCAGUAACUGCAGCUGAUGUGGGUGAGUUUCAGAUGGUUAUCGAUGAAUGUCAACUGUGGUAG
This is a messenger RNA of Oldenlandia corymbosa var. corymbosa, 606 nucleotides long. The record is from the annotation of a GenBank genome assembly. Lineage: Eukaryota; Viridiplantae; Streptophyta; Magnoliopsida; Gentianales; Rubiaceae.